Messenger RNA from Selaginella moellendorffii, 2651 nucleotides. RefSeq names its product auxilin-related protein 2. The transcript is spliced from 8 exons. Gene Ontology annotation, cellular component: intracellular membrane-bounded organelle; cytoplasm; vesicle. The record is from RefSeq and is a predicted model, not a curated record. Lineage: Eukaryota; Viridiplantae; Streptophyta; Lycopodiopsida; Selaginellales; Selaginellaceae. Gene Ontology annotation, biological process: clathrin-dependent endocytosis; clathrin coat disassembly. The coding region runs from base 75 to 2453 and encodes 792 amino acids. Gene Ontology annotation, molecular function: clathrin binding.
UGGGCGGGGCGAUCCAACGGCGGCAAUCGAAAUUUUUUUGAUUAGCGGCGCCGCUCAGCUACUUCCCGCGAGCUAUGGCCGCCAGAAACACAGCUCCAAUGGCUCCCGGCGGCGCCGCCUCCUCUAGGGUUUGUGGGAUUGGCGGAUCGCCCCGGAACAAGCAGCAGCCAGCGUCGCCGCCGAUCUUUGUGGCGGAGAAGCUCUUCGACGAGUUCUCGCUAGGUCGGAUCAAUGCGCAUCACUCGCCGUCGUCGUCCGGGGAUUUGUCUGCCGCCGCGGGAGCGCGAUCCGACAGCGCCGCCAGGGGCGAGGCGACGGCGAAGAUCGGGGGCAGCGAUGCGGGAUUCCAGCCGUCGGCACCGCCAUUCGAAUGCAUCGGGCGAUCGAAUGUGGAGCUGUAUGGCUUCAACGACAUAUUUGGGGGCGUUCCAGGGAUCAAGAGCAAGACUGGCAGCAGCGAUGACGAUAUUUUCACCAUGGCUGGGGCUAGCGGCGGCGGCGGCGGCAAUGCUUCUUCUUCUCCCACCACCAGCGGUGGCAGCGCCGCCCCGACGCAUCAGCGGAGCUCCUCUUCGCCGCUGGGAUCUCGGAGGCUCAACACAGUGACUGGCGAACCAAAGAGCGACAGGUGUGAUGCCGAAACAAACCAAUCUCAACACCAAGCCAGUGGUAGCGGCGGCAACAACAAAACCAGCGCUGAUACUUCGCCACCACCAACCUUGUUUUCGCCAAAGGCUGGACGGGAGAGCUCGUCGUCGUCGUCAGGCGGACCUCACGGUACCUCUCGCCUCCGGAAUUCGGGUACAGACGUGAAAGGUGCCGGGGGGAGUUGUGACCGACCAAAUCAGCGUGUUGAUAGCAGCGGCCCUCAAACGCAACAGAACAAGGCGCCACCAUAUGCCGUGAAGGUUUCAGCUUCUCCGCAAGACAAAGGUAGCUCCUCUUUUCAGAAUUCGGCAUUGUUGGCAGAUUCAGAUAUAGGGAAAGUCGCGUCGCCUCCACCACCAACAGUGAUGCCUUCCUGCUUGCCAAGUGUUUCCAGCUGCUCUCCAAGGCUGGGGUCAGGUGAGAAGGCUAACAGUGCUACCUCGGAAGCAGCAGAGAUGAAGGCUCAUCUGAACAGGACGCCAGGGGGCUUAGAGGCAGCAGAGAAGCGAUCACGAAAGCACGAGACAGAUCGUGCAAAAGAAAAAUCCGAAGAGGGGUUGCUGCCUAGGGAGAAUGGCAGCAAGAACAAAUCGGAUACAGGAGCUGGGAAUUCUUCGCCUCGGAAGUCGAAAAGGCAGAGUGCUACGGAGAGGCUCAAGGCAGUGUUGUUUCCAGAUUUCGGGAAGAAGGAGGACAAGGCCAAAGCGAAAUCAUGGUUCACGAUUGGGGAUUUGAAGCUUGUGACAAAGCCAACGGAUGUCCCUCCUCCAAAGCGAGCACCUCCCGAGAUGGUGGAGCAGGCGCAGGAGUUCGACGGUUUGUCGAAGUUCAAGAGAGAUGAGCGGUGGCGUAGAAACUCUUGCGAGUUUCCUCUAGGCAAAGGUUCCAAUCUGAAGGAAGCAGCGGGACACAUGUCUCCACCUCUGGCACAAGCUGAAGAUUUCGCUGGUCUUUCUUCGUCGGCGAUGGCUAUGAAGGAAGCUGUGGAACGAGCAGAGGCGAAACUAAAACAGAAGAAAAAGUCUGCAGAGGUUUUUCCUGAAAUGACUGAGAGUGAGAAGCGAAGCGAAGGGAAGGUGAACGACUUUGGCAAUCACGGAGCAAGAAAGGAGGGGGAUAUCGAUAAGAGAGCUGUCGAGAGGGCUGCGCACGAACUUAGAGAGAAAGCUUUGAAGAAAGCUGCCGAGAGAGCUGUGGCUGCUGCGGGUGUGGAGAAUGGACGGUCAACAAGCGCUCCAAAGCAGCGAGUCUCGGAUGAAGCUGAGCGCAAUGCGAAGAAAGUGUUCUUUAGCGGUGAACAAUGCAGGCCUGCCAAUAAAACAGAAACCUCCCCAAGCAUUACCGACCCUGUACCCAAUGGGAAUCUCGAUAGAGAUAAGAAGCAGAGAAGAGAAUCAACCGACAAAGCACUAGAGGAGCGCGCGGCGAAGGCCCUGGCGGAGAAAAACCAACGUGAGCAGACUGCUCAACAAGAGCAACAGGAGCGACAGCGAGUUUCUUCUACCGUGGACGCUCAAAUAAGUGCGUGGGUCGCUGGUAAGGAAGGCAACUUGCGAGCGCUUUUAUCGAGCCUGCACGAUGUACUGUGGCCAGGGAGCGGCUGGCAGCCCGUGGCAUCGUCCGAGCUAAGCAACGAGGCUUCCAUCAGGAAAGCGUACCGCAAGGCCACGUUGUGUGUCCAUCCGGACAAGAUCCAGCAAAGGACAACGCAGGAGAAGCUCAUCGCGGAGAAGGUCUUCGAUUUACUCAAGGCAGCGUGGACAAAGUUUAACUCGCAAGAGGCUUUCUUUUGGCAAGUGUCGUGAGCUCCAUGGAUCAAACACCGGUAUGUAGAGUUCCAUUAGAUCUUGUAAAAACAGGGAAUGGCAACAGUAAAAAAACAUCGCCAGGCAUCGCCAGAGUGGCCGCAAACGGCGAAGAAGCCGGGCUCCACUGGUAAAAAAGUAAUUCUGGUCUGGCCACGUUCUUCAUUUCUUUCUUUAAUCCACACUGUUGGUUUGUGA